Messenger RNA from Thunnus maccoyii (southern bluefin tuna), 2485 nucleotides. RefSeq lists its product as uncharacterized. The transcript is spliced from 2 exons. The record is from RefSeq and is a predicted model, not a curated record. Lineage: Eukaryota; Metazoa; Chordata; Actinopteri; Scombriformes; Scombridae. The coding region runs from base 306 to 2300 and encodes 664 amino acids.
CAACGGCCGUUGCUUGGGGGCGGGAUUUAUGGAAAAGACAGUUCCGUUGAUCUGUGUGACAUCACAUUUUGGCAUUUCUUUGUUCCCUGUGACAUCAUGUUCAAAUCCCUUGAUGCUUUGAUGUUGAAAGCUUUGAUGUUGAUGUUAAAAACCCAAUAAGUGUCUCCCACACACUGAUUCUCAGCAUUGUGUUAAACUCAGACAUUGGUACGUGAAAACUGAGCCCAGUGCAGUUCACAGAGCCCAGUGCAGUUCAUAGAACGGAUCAAGUAUCAAGCAUCGAAGGUAACAUCAUAACAAUUACCAUGAAUACAACAGGAAACUUGUGCUCAGAAGAGAUGGCGGUGGUCACAGUCGACACUUUUCGCCCGCUGAUCCAAAAAUUUGUUGGAAGGAUGACAGAGGACCGGUGGAUACUGCUGAAAUCCGGUUCUCCUGACGAUACCACCAAAAUCUUGUUGGCUGAGCUGCUGUUGGAAAUCAUACAAGCAAUGACAAACACCCUUUUGGCCACACUCAAGAACACAAGUGUGGCAAUUUCUGAGGAGCUAGUCGAAGUCAAACUGGGUGACACACUGAGUCAGAGCUUUGCCGAGGUUCUGGACAUAAAGGACCGAGACCAGUGUGACAGCCCCCAACGACUGACAAGCCUGCUGGCUAAGGAGGUUGCAGAGAGCGUCAGCUCUGCCCUUUCUGCUCAGAAGAGCUCUGGGUCUGGAAUAAGCCAGCACAUCACUCCUCCGCACAGACUUAACAACAUGCUCAAACAUGCUUCCAAAAUGCUUAAAAAGUUUGCCGCCAAGAUUAGAAUUCGCACACCCCGGGGACAUCGGCAGACAGUAAGCCAGACCACCUCCCUAGAGAAGACCAGCUUAGAGCUGUUACUGGAGGAUCUGGAGAACAAAGACUUCGAUUUCAUCUGUAGUUCACACGGGGAAGAGCUACAAACCCCAGAGGAGGAGCCACAAGACGCAGAGGAGGAGCCACAAGACGCAGAGGAGGAGCCACAAGACGCAGAGGAGGAGCCACCACAAGACCGAUUUGUGGCUGAAACAGCUAAAGUAGUCCAGGAAAUAAUUGAGAGAGCUGUUAGUGAGAUCACAGAGCCUCUUUUGCAGGAUGAAGUGGAUUCGGAGUACGAGGAGCUGCAGUCUGAAUCCUCUUUUCAAAUUGAGGUUGUGUCAUAUGACAUCAGUCAACUCAUUGCCAGUGAGGUCUUCAAGUCUUCAACUCCACAAUCCAAAGAGAAGUGUAGACUCAGUCUGACAGAAGUAAGCAGCAUUAUAAAGACCUUCUUUGUGAAGGUCCUCGCCAAAACAUCAAUACUUCGCAUUGUGGCACAAAUGAAGAGGAAAUUCCGACACGAGUCCGAAGCUGAAAGCAGCCAGUCAAUGCAGUCUCUCAUUGAUAGUUUUGAGUCGUUGCUUUUGGUGGAGAAUGGGGAUAAACAGAAAGACCAAGGUGGGAAUGAGCUUUGCUUAUUUCCCAGAUAUAAAACUCUUUCUGGGAAUAACGUUGUGGUGAUGACCAAGAAACUCACCGAAAUGAUGUACUGCUACAUCAAAUAUGGGACCGUCAUGCCGGAGAUCAUCCCGAAAGCCAUCAGGAGGAAGGCAGCGGCUCGUCCUGUGGUUGAUCCUGCCAUGUAUGAGGACAUACGGAAGAAAAUCCGCUGCUUCCUGGCUCUGAUCAACUGGUGGCAGAAAACCCAGGCUGCCAGCCACUCCGACAGACUCACACUGGCUUUACAAGGCACUGAGUCAGUUGCACAGAGUCCCUUAAAAGAGGUCGCAGAGGAGAACGCAUGCCUGAUACCUACUCCAGCGCCAGCCACUAAACGUAAUAAAAAACGUAAUCGUAAGAAGACACGAUCCCCACAGGAAGUUGCAGGGGCACAGGAGGACACAAUGGGGGAGAUAAACAAGAAAGCAGUCCUGUUCCUCGUGGAGAGGCUGGUAUCUAGGCUGUACAACAAGGCCAAAUUGAACUGGACCACAACGCAGCCAGAGGUCAUCAUCCAGCGUCUCUUCGAGAGGAUAUGGGCCGAAGUCGAGGGAGCAGAAUUGAGAAUAACCCCAGAGAAGUUUGAAGACCUCGACAAGGCGGUGAUCAAACCCCUGGCGAAAAUGUGGGGCUGUGCAACGCAUUUGCUGAUUUCGAUUAAUUUACAGGAGCCACAAGCCGAAAAAGUCAUCACCAACUAUUUGUACCACCACCUUACUGCAAAGAAACGGAGUGCCAUCUCCAGGUUCUUCUCCUCACUGGGAAAAGCCCUCUCCAAGCCCUUCAGACGGGCAUAGAGGGUCAGGGUUAUUUAGGGGGAGGGGGUAGUUAUUUAGGGGGUAGGUAGUAAAGAGCUUCAGUCCUGCCUUACCUCCACGUGAGGCAGGACUGGACCUCUCAGGGUAAUCUCAGGGGCCAAGCCCUUCAGACGGGCAUAGAGGGUCAGGGUUAUUUAGGGGGAGGGGGUAGUUAUUUAGGGGGU